Messenger RNA from Agrilus planipennis (emerald ash borer), 2970 nucleotides. Its product is annotated as glycerate kinase. Gene Ontology annotation, molecular function: glycerate kinase activity. The record is from RefSeq and is a predicted model, not a curated record. Lineage: Eukaryota; Metazoa; Arthropoda; Insecta; Coleoptera; Buprestidae. The transcript has 2 exons. Gene Ontology annotation, cellular component: cytoplasm. The coding region runs from base 72 to 1649 and encodes 525 amino acids. Gene Ontology annotation, biological process: protein phosphorylation.
AGAGAGAGCGCGCACGUUAUCAUUGUACUUUACAUUGUAAAUAUAUCUAGCCAUUAUGUAAUAUUGUGGUAAUGUGGGUUGUGUGCAGGUCUUUACAUUUAUUAAGACAACAGCUUAGCAGAAAUAAUAAUGUAAAUAAAAUUCAUCGCAACAAGUGUGACAUGGAACCUAAUCACCUUACAGAGAUUUUCCAAGCGGCAGUGGGAGCGGUAAAUCCGAUUUCAAUGAUUAGAGAAACAGUGAAAGUUUGUGGAAGUCAUCUAUGUGUCGCUGACAAAACUUUUCCACUUCACAAACCAUGUUACGUAGUUGGCUUUGGGAAAGCCGUCCUUGGAAUGGCAGUCGAAUUGGAGAAAAUAUUAGGACCUCAUUUGAAAACAGGGAUCAUCAACGUUCCUGUUGGAAUCUUUGAAACGUUCCGAGAGAAACCAGAAUUAUUACCGGAUUGUGAUUCGAAGCUCCAGUUUAUAGAGGGAGCCAAAGACAACUUACCAGAUGAAAAUGCUUUGAAAGGCGCUAUAGCAAUAAAAAACUUGGCGCAACAACUAAAGGAAGAGGACCUGUUGAUUGUUCUCAUAUCGGGCGGAGGAUCAGCGCUUUUGCCCCUGCCGAAGCAAACAUUAAAAUUGCACGAAAAGCUUCAAGUUAUCAAAAAUCUCACACGACGAGGCGCAGACAUUAAGGAAUUAAAUUGCGUCCGCAAGAAGCUGUCGGCUAUAAAAGGCGGCGGGUUGGCCCGGAUUGCUUAUCCUGCCAAAGUAGUUAGCCUCAUUCUAUCGGACAUUGUCGGAGAUUCCUUGGAUUCCAUUGCCAGCGGACCAACGACCCCAGACUGGAAUCCUUCCAACGCUGCCUGGGAAAUAAUAGAGAAAUAUUCGUUAUCCAACACAGUUCCUGACGCUGUGAAAGAUAUUUUAUUACAGUCCGACGAUGCAUUGGGACACGAAAACGGUUUAUAUGAGAAUGGAAAGUUCGCACACGUUUACAACUUAAUCGUCGGAAAUAAUCGAAAGGCAGCCUGUAGUGCUCUAAAAGCCGCGAAAAAUCUAGGGUACGAGGCCGCUAUUAUUUCCACAAAAAUUGAGGGUCUAGUUGAUAAUAUAAGUAAUCAGUACGCCCUUCUUGCUAAACAUCUCGUUGAUUUUAUGCAACAUCCGGAAAAUUCAUCUAAGAGAAACGAAUUAAAACUUUUUUUGAAGUCGUUACAGAACGAAUUAGGCGUCGAGGACUCUGCAAUCGAUGAAAUUCUCAGUCUUAAUUUUAAAACUCCUUUAGGAAUUUGUAUAAUUGGUGCGGGUGAACCGACUGUAGUGGUAAAAAGUGAUGGGGGUAAAGGCGGGAGAAAUCAAGAACUGACACUUCGAUUUUCUCUGGAGGUUAAUAAGUUCAAUUUAAAAUCUGCGGAAAUUUCAUUUCUCAGCUGUGGUACGGAUGGAAUCGACGGGCCAACGGAUGCAGCUGGAGCUUUUGGACGCGGCAAUUUAGUUCAGGAAGCUACCGAGGGAAAAAUUUGUCCGGUGGAAUUUUUGUUGAGAAGUGACUCUUACACAUUCUUUUCAAAAUUUAACGACGGAAUGAAUCUUAUCAAAAUGGGACAUACUGGUACAAAUGUUAUGGAUAUCCACGUUAUGAUUUUACAUGUAUAUUAGACACUUUCUGAGAUAAAAGUAUUCGUUUCAUAAGUUAUCAGCUGUACUAGCAGUUUCACCUUUUCGAAUAGCCCUUUCAUAUUAACGGCUCAUGUUCAUGUCUCCCAUGAAGAACCGUUCUUUAGAUAUUAAAAAAAGAAUUAUUAAAAUCGGAUCAGUAGUUUCUUAGAUUACUUUCUACAUCCGAAACUACAAAUAUAAAAACUUUACUUUACCUAUUCUACAUUUCUUCCCCUUUGUUUGCAUAUAAUUAGCAAACAAUCUAAGCACUUAAGGGUUGGUUUCUUACAAACCCUACCUUUGUACAAUAUUAAUAAAGAUCGGAGAUUCUUAAUUCGAUUGUUUUAAUGUGUUUUUGUUAAUUAGAGCAGUAAAUUCGGCCGGAAAGGUUUCGUAGCCCUCAAAAUAAACCGUAAAUUCGGCCGGCUUGUGCUUAGGUAGAAACAGACAAUAAAAGCAACAUCUUAAGCGCCAAACGCCGAUGAUUAGAAGGUUUUUACAUACUCUGUUAUGAUAUGAGUAUACAUAUAAUAGAUAACAACCCCUUGCGGUAGGACUUGUUGGUCUCUUAAUUAGUUAAUCUACUCCUGACAACGGAAAAAUUAACAUCAAUCAUUUAACUAAACUAACUUCACUUUACUAUUGCACAAGUUUUUAAAAUUUGUAAGCAAUUAUAGUGCAUUUUAUUAAAGUUUACUACAAGAUAAUUGCAUUACUAAAAGAAGCUGCUACUUUCUUUGAUUAAGUUUUGUUUUAUUGUGGUUCAAUAUUUCUUUUAUUUCGAUACUUUAAUACAAAACUUAAAGCAAUGUAUAGAAGGUAAAUGUUCUCUCCAAUAAACAUACACAAGUAAUUUUUCCGGUUGAAUUUACAUACAGUCAAUUUUCGAUACCUGUUGUUGAAUAAAUAAUUGCAAUAGUUCAUCAUUGUCUUUUAUUAAAUCGUAGUAAGACAGAAGCAAAUAAAUUCCUACCUUUAUUUCCUAAUAAUGAAAAAAAUUAAUAAUACGAUGUAUAUUGUACAGGGCAUUACUUCAUUCAAUCGAAUGGUAUAACUUGUUUGCCGCCGGACUAAGAAUCUCAAGGUGAUAAAUGGAAGGUGGUUCAGUGAUAUUCAGUAUGUAUUACAACUUAGAUCGUGACUUUGUGGCAUUACGUGCUCAUAAAGCAAAAUAUCUUUACCAAAAUUCUCUAUAGGAAAGUUUGGAUGUAAUGACUCCGUUUAAAAUGACAUAUCGUUUAUUAUAACUGAUACUCAAGAAAUCAGAUUCGGCUAUAGUGACCCAAAUGAUUAAUAAUAACAUUUUCGCUCAUUUUUCUGA